AUGUAUACUGAUGAAGUUUAUAAUGACUUAUAUAGAUUAAAUGUGGCUGAAAUGAAGUGGGAGGAUGUGAUUUAUUUGAAAGGUGUUCGUCCGUCGAAAAGGAUUAACCAUUCAGCUUCAUUGUGGAAUCGGGAUAAAUUGAUUAUCUUUGGUGGCACAGACGAUGAAGAUCAAUAUUGUGAUGAUAUAGUCAUUCUUGAUCUAAAGUCUAUGACAUGGGAACGUCCUGAAGUAUUUGGACAUUAUCCUAAAGGGCGUAAAAAGCAUUCCGCCACGAUCCAUAAUGAUAAGUUAUAUAUAGUGGGAGGUUAUUCUGAUAGUGAAGAGGCUGCUGGUGCAGUAUCUUCUGAAGUUAAUUGUUUAAAUUUACAAACUUGGACAUGGGAACCUCCAAUCUCAUUAGUUCCAAGACAUUCACAUGUUUCUUUUAUUUUUCGGAAUCGGCUCUACAUUUAUGGAGGAUAUAACGAGGAAAUGGAUAGAGAAAAGUUACUAGUUAUCAUGGACAUUAACACAAAACAUGUGUCCAAAAUCGAGAUCACAAGUGAUUCCGGUCCUGAAAUGAAUGCAGGAGAACAUUUUGCCCAAAUGUAUGGAAAUCAAUUGGUCGUGGUAGUUACUCAAUGCAUUAAACAUGGAGCACAAGAUGUAUCUAUUGGAGUCUGGUCGUUAGACUUGGAUUCAUUUCAUUGGCAUAAAUUUGAAGAUGGUGAUCGACUUGUUCAAGGAAACUGGCAUUGUUUUGCCAUGGCAGAAAAUAGCUCGAGAUUCUUCCUCUUUGGAGUCGAUGAAAAGGAAUCUGACGAAUAUUUCUCUAAUGUUCUUUCCAUCGAUCUUCAAGAAUAUGGGAUUUCCAACAUCCCACCACCAACCAUCGGGUGGGAUUUUCAACAAUUGAUGAACGAUAAAAAUACGUCAGAUUUCAUCGUGCGAUCAAAUGAAGAAAAUUCACCGUCAAUCUAUGUUCACAAAAUUAUACUUCUAGCCAGAUGGCCUCAUUUUGCUAAUAUGUGCAAUUCCGGAAUGACAGAAUCCCAUACUAAAUCUCUGAUUAUUCCGGAGCCAUAUUCUACGGUUCAAGCUUUUAUUUACUUCCUUUACACAGAUACACUCGACGAGAGCCUUCCUGUCGAUACCAUUGCCGAUCUUAUGGUGUUGGGAAAUAUGUAUCUUAUUUCGCGGCUUACGUCACUUUGCUGUGCUCGGUUGCAAAUGAAAUUUGAUACAGAAAACGUGGCUAGAAUUUAUCAUUGUGCUUCUGUGGCCGGUGCUCGUGCUUUAAAAAAACGGGCAAUGAGAUUUAUUAACAAUAACUUCGGUCCAGUUUCAAAAACUCGAGGAUUCAGGACAUUACCGCAAGAAAUAUUGUUUGAUUUCUUGGAUAGUUUGCCAGAAAAGGCAAAAAUCAGUGUUGGUUAG
Molecule: messenger RNA, 1419 nt
Organism: Racocetra fulgida
Lineage: Eukaryota; Fungi; Glomeromycota; Glomeromycetes; Diversisporales; Gigasporaceae
Source: the annotation of a GenBank genome assembly